ACUUCCUGCAACCUUCGUCUUCUUAGAAAGCCCAUCGUCUUUUAUCACUCGUUGACAAGAAAGACCCCCUCGUCGUGGGGGGGGGUGAUUUUUCAAGUUGUUUUUCAAAAGCGUGGAGGUGCGGGAGCGUAGGGUGGCGUUGCGAGAGGGUGCCGUACUCAGGCAUGCGCCUCGUCCCUUUGCAUGAGGAAUACACCAAAUCGAUGCCGGUCAGUCGCGAGUCGGCGUGGGGCGCUGUCGCUCGACGAAACUGACUUUUUUACGUUUUUAACCAAACCACCAAAAUUUCGUUAAGGGUUGCAGCCAGUCUGGAGGCGAGGAUUAGGAAAUGAUAGAUAGGAUUGCCAAAAAUCCUUUAUAUGGAUUUUCUUCUUCUUGGACAGUGAAGUUCCGCACAUAAAUGAUCUGAUGAAUAGAAAAUCCGAGAGAGGAUGAAAUAAGGAAGAUGGGAAGAGGGAUCCUCUUCCGAAGACCUAAUAAAUAUGACAUGGGUAGAGUGUCUGGGCGCGUGUUGCGCGAACGUGCCAACAUGUCGUUUUGCAUCGUCAUCAUAUUUUUUGCAGUAUUUUUUGUGAUUGUUCUCACCGAGAUAUUCCUAAUUGACCAAAGCAGCAGAUCAAGGAACAGAAGGCCGCAUUCACACCAGAAAUCAAACUAUGAGGAUGCUGUAAUUAUAGCUCAACAUGGUGAGGACUAUUUGGUCUAUCAGGGGAUUGCCGAAGAAGGUAGAGUUGGACUUUUUGCCAGGCCGCAGUAUCUUCUUCCAAACCAGUUGUCGCCCUUCAAGCCCAACAUUAAUGUCAGUAUUCCCGCGAAGGAUGGAAUUUGGCAAACUGUUGUGGGUACAAGGUAUAAGUUCUUUGUAUUUUCCGCCUACUACGACUGGAGGACUACCAAGUUGAUAAGAAUAAUGGGUGCGACCAAAACAAGAGGUCCAGACCGAGUAUGGUGCUUAUUCUGGUAUAAUGCGAGUAAUACUACUCAUACAGUAACAGGAAAAGUAAAGGUGAUAAGGGAAAACUGGAAUUUAAAAUACAGUGCGUGCUUCGUUCUAUGUCCGAUUCAAGGAAACACGACAGUUCCCGAUUCUGUUUCAAUAAUGGGCAGAUCUGUUCUCACACCUUCAAAUAGACUGAUAGUUAACAGGGCGACUGGCAAUAAAAAAAUUCAGCCCACACCGCCUCCUGAUAAAAUCGGAAUCUGCGUGAAACCUUUGCAUUUCGCGUACAACCAGACACUUCAGAUGCUGGAGUUCAUCGAACUGAACAGUUUGUUGGGGAUGGACCACAUUACCUUUUACAAUGAUUCCAUCUCUUCGACUACAGACUGUAUCCUCAGACAUUAUAUGCGCUUAGGUCGUGUAACGGUUCUUCCUUGGAAGUUGGACAUGGCCUCGCAGAGGGAAAUAAGAACAGAGGGGUUGUUCGCUGCUCUGAAUGACUGCCUGUACCGUAGCAUGUAUAAAUUCAGUUUUGUCGCUUUAAUCGAUUUAGAUGAAAUAGUCAUGCCCAAACAUAAUGACACGAUACAAGAAUUCAUUGAAUGGAUGGGUACAAGAAUUAAUACAAAAAACACAGGAUCGUUUUCGUUCCAAAACGCAUUCUUUUACCUACAGUGGCCAGAUGAUAAAUCGCUUUCGAACGAUCCUUUUGAAAGCAGUUUGACGACUUUAAGGAAGACUCGGAGAAGACUCAAACUCCAUCCUCACAAGCAGCGUUCAAAAUACAUCUGCAGACCGGAGCAUGUAAUAGAAGCGGGAAACCACUUCGUCUGGGAAUUCAUACCCGGACAUGGGACGGUAAACGUACCGUCGGACGCCGCUAUCCUCAACCAUUACAGAGUAUGUGAAUUUGGAGGUGACGAUUGUGUUAAAUCCGUAUCGGUUGUUGACAGAACAGCGUUUAGAUACAAAGAAAAAUUAGUCAAAAGAGUCAGAGAGAAGUGGUCGCAGCUACGCCAAGAGUGUGCUUUGUCGAGUAUAGAAGACGCUCAGGUCAAGAAGAGAAUUGUUAAAAAAUUAGAUGUCAAUGUUGAGAAAUUUAGGUAACAAGAAAAGAAAGUAUUAUACAUUGAUCUCAACAGGCUGAAACUGUCCCUAAAAUAACCACAGAUGUAUCCACUCUACGAGCAUGUCCCUUAUUUUUUAAUUUUACCGACUAGUAUUUGUUAUUUUUAAACAAAGAUAUAAAUUAUUUUCUGUGAUAAUUCAAAUUGUGUAUUUUGAUUUUUUUCUUUUUUAGUAACGGUUAUUACACAGACAUGUGAUAUUUCUGAAAUUCACGAAAUACAUUGUGAAACUUUGUUUUCAUACUCUAUUAAGUGCGAAUUAAGGUCCUCAAAACAAAAUAACUGACUUUUCCUUGACUUUCUGAUAAUUUCUGAAUAACAUUUAAUAUCAACUGAUUUGAACAGCAUCUUUAAUCAAAUUUCUGAUUGCUAAUAAAUAAUUAAAGGAAAAUAUUGUUUGAAGGAUGAGCAACAAAUGACCAUUUGAUGAUUUUAUGUUCGAAAGCUGAACUUUUACUGUAUGGAUAUUUGACUAUAAAUAGGACUGUAAUAUUUCCAAUAAUUAUCCGACCCAAAUGAUAUAAACAAUUUAAUUGCUGAUCUAGCAAAAGUGUAAGUUACUAGAGAUAAAUGCUUGUAAGUUUAUAUGUAGCACAUCUGUGGCAAUGAGGAGCAAUCGCUCAUGAUUAUGCAAACAGGUCACAUGAGCGACCAUGCUCCUGCUCCUGAUGCUCCUUCUAGGUUUUUUUAUGCAUCAGUACGAGUGGAAAGUUCUUCCAUUGUUCUCCAGUGUUCUGCUCACUUGCUACUUAGCGACAUAGAAAAUUUUAUUUUUGGUUCCAUUCAAAUAGUCAAUUAUUAUAAGAUAAAGGGUUAGGGAUAAAAGGAGUUUGCCUCUUUAUGACCAGUUGUCAAUUGUGCAGUCUUCAUUAUUGUCCUAUCAUUGUUGACGGUAGUGAUCUAUUGGCUCUGGAUAGAAAAUGGAUCAAUGAAGACAUGGUUAUGAGGAUACUCGGCAUGGAUGAGGCAGAAAAAAUGGCUAAAAGGAAUACUUCACAUAAAUGGAAGGAAAGAUCUGACACGUGCAGGAGAUGGUCAGAUUGGUUCGGGUCACCAAUUCUUGAUCUGAGGAGAUACGGAGAGGUCCACUACUCAUCAACUCCUGAUAGGUCUUGUACCUCAGCAAGAUGGCGAAGAUGGAAGACCCGUGUAUUUUUGGUGGGAUGACGCUCACCAAAUAUUUUUUUAAAUGUGAAUGGGCACCAGAAUGCCUUGAACUGGAUACAGUCAUAGGGCAGAUGAUGCCAGAGAAUACCGUUAGGUCUUGCAAUGGCUGGAUGAGGUUGGCCAUUUUCAUCUGCUUGACCAUCAUCUGAGGUCUGGCAACAGAAGAUGAAUUGGGAGGUGGCUUAUAAGAGUUGGUAAGCACUGUGGUACCAAUAGUGGUUUCAGGAUGGGAAAAUUGCCAGUUAUGGGUUGGUGCAAGUGCCACUCACCUAGAGGGGGGUCCUGAUCAAACUUCAGCUUUUUCCCCUCUUGGCAAAAAAUAAAAAUAAAAUUAUUGUCUAGAGCUCUUCAUUAAGCUUAAGUAAUCUUUUUAUAAUUAAGGUUUUCAGUUGAGAUAAAAAUGUAAUAAUAAUAUAAAAAUCAUUUGUCGCUGA
Messenger RNA from Cimex lectularius (bed bug), 3668 nucleotides. RefSeq lists its product as uncharacterized. Bases 446 to 2047 code for a protein of 533 amino acids. The record is from RefSeq and is a predicted model, not a curated record. The transcript is spliced from 9 exons. Lineage: Eukaryota; Metazoa; Arthropoda; Insecta; Hemiptera; Cimicidae.